Molecule: messenger RNA, 1142 nt
Organism: Nylanderia fulva
Lineage: Eukaryota; Metazoa; Arthropoda; Insecta; Hymenoptera; Formicidae
Product: aldo-keto reductase 1B-like
Molecular function (GO): oxidoreductase activity
Source: RefSeq, a predicted model, not a curated record
GGUUUUGGUGGGGACGCUUAUACUGCAAUCACUGCGCAGCAUCGUUCGGGAUCGGUUGUGUCUGCGUGAGAGCUCGUAAGAUUCAUUUAAACUGUUUUUUGCGAAGACCAGUGCGUGAUAUCUGUGUAAAAUGGCCUUGAACGCACCCAAGUUAAAGUUCUACAACGGCAACGAGGUACCAGCCUUCGGCUUGGGCACUUGGAAGUCAAAACCAGGUGAAGUUACCCAAGCUGUAAAAGAUGCUAUUGACAUCGGCUAUAGACAUAUUGACUGCGCUCUUGUUUAUGGCAAUGAGAAGGAAGUUGGCCUUGCUAUUCGAGAAAAAAUAGCAGAGGGUGUCGUGAAGAGAGAAGAUCUGUUUAUUACCACUAAACUAUGGAAUACUUACCAUAAACCCGAGCUAGUUGAACCAGCCAUCAAGAAAUCUCUAGCUAAUUUGGACCUUGAUUACAUAGAUCUUUAUUUAAUCCACUGGCCAGUCGGAUAUAAAGAAGGAGGACCUGAUUUUCCUACAGCUUCUGAUGGUACCAUUAUCUUGAGCGAUGUAGAUUAUGUGGAUACUUGGAAGGCUAUGGAAGCAGUGUUAGCUAAAGGCCUGACGAAAAACAUUGGAAUUAGUAAUUUCAAUUCUGAACAAAUUACCAGAUUACUUAAGAAUGCAUCAGUUAAACCCGUUACAAAUCAGAUUGAAUGUCAUCCAUACUUAACACAGAAGAAAUUGUCAGAUUUCUGCAAAGAAAAGGGCAUUCUCAUUACUGCAUACAGUCCACUCGGAUCACCAGACAGACCAUGGGCCAAACCAGAUGACCCAAUAUUGCUGGCAGAUAAGAAAUUAAUUGAGCUUGGACAGAAGUACAAUAAGACACCUGCGCAAAUACUUCUACGUUAUCAAUUGGAUCGUGGCCAUAUUGUAAUUCCUAAAUCAGUCAACAAGUCACGACUUGCUCAAAACAGUGAGAUAUUCGACUUUAAACUUGCACCUGAUGAUAUUGCAUAUAUUGACAGCUUUGAUUGCAAUGGACGAGUUUGUCCAUUACUGGGCGCCAAUCACAGUCCUUAUUAUCCUUUCAGCAUUCCAUUUUAAGUAAUUAAGUAAGUGAGCAAGUAAAAAUUAGAAUUAAAAUUAUUUUCUCCAUAUGUAA